This is a messenger RNA of Paramacrobiotus metropolitanus, 2284 nucleotides long. RefSeq lists its product as uncharacterized. The record is from RefSeq and is a predicted model, not a curated record. Bases 227 to 1798 code for a protein of 523 amino acids. The transcript is spliced from 4 exons. NCBI's taxonomy places the organism in Eukaryota, Metazoa, Tardigrada, Eutardigrada, Parachela, Macrobiotidae.
UUCUCAGUCUACCAUCUGCUGGUUUCAAAACAGCGGCUGUAUGGCAUGGGAGCGAUUGUCAAAAGCAUCCUGAGCGGAGUGCAACAACACGAGUCUGCAAUUUAGGGCGUCCUAGAAGAGCACACCCAGCCUGCAACAGACCGCAAAAUUAUUCUCGUAAUUACUGUAAUUGUCCAACAACCUUAUGCUUUGUUGAAAGUUUGCAGUGCUACCCAACAACACGAAAAUGGUCCGCUGUUCUUAUGGCUGCAUUCGUAACGUAUUAAAGAAUGACAGAUGGUCAUAUCUGGAGAUUAUCCUGGAGGCUGUUGUGAUCAUAUACUUUACUACGGAUUUAUCACACUUCUUAUUGCGCAGCUCCGUUUCGUCUAUGCGCCGUUACUAUUCCUCACGAGCGGGUAUCGGAACAGAGAUGCAACGCUGGAACUGGCUCACCGUGCCCACAUAUAGCUUGCAAUCGAAUCCCGAAGCAUACGAUUGUUAUUGGAUUUCGUCACUGGCCGAAAACUGGCUGCCGAUCGACAUCGCCACAAAGUACCCAACAUGCUGCAACUCGUACUAUCACAGCAUGACCAAUGUCGUCUGCGCGAAUUAUUCCGAAGCGAUGAUACCGUAUGUUCACAGGAAGGCGUUUAAUAAGUACCAUGUAAACGACUGCGGGGCAUGGUGUGCCACGGCAAUUAUCCUAGCCUAUGUCACGUUGUCACUGUGUGUGUGCACCGGGAUCAGUUUGGCCAGUAACUAUUACUAUGGUCACUGGACAAAUCCAGUACUGCAUUCACGAGCAACUCGAGGUGGCGCCACUCUUGACAGCUACCCGGACAAUUUGCUGCUUAGCUGGAUCGCGGCCAUUCUAUUGGGUUUGGUAGCGCUGGUGCUGAUUGUCUGUAUUCCGGUGAUGCUGGUUAUGUUCUUCCUGCCAUGGCUGGGUUAUGUCAUUUUCGGUCAUGCAGGAGUUCUGCCGGUGUGCGUGUUCACUGUGAUGCUGUUAGCCAUAUACUCACAUCUGUGCUUAUUCCGCGUUAUCCGACUACCUUCCAGGUUCCGUAUCGUGUUCAGUUUCUUAAUGAGGAAUAGUUACGAAUGGUUCCGUGUUCCCCGGCAAGAUAUAAGCGACAGUGUUGUGGUACACCAGAAAUGGAGUUCUGUUGCACGCCUCGUCUGCACGCUCUUCCUGUUAGCGUUGUGUGGAAUCAUCAUUUUUCCGGCAUAUCCUCUUUUUCACAAAGCAAUCAACCUUGUGUACGCGUAUCCGUAUUACAACACGCUGGAAAGUUCUACGCUGGUGUUAGGAUUAAAUCAAGCAAGACUAUCCUAUUGGGUGGAUCCCCUUUCCCUGUACAGCAAAUCAGCGAUUAGAUAUUUGUAUUGGAAUCAUACUCCAACGGAGAUAAAUGUGUUUUAUUAUAUUGUGGGCCUCGUUGGACUUGUAAUGAGCGGCGUGUGUUUUGUUAUUGCCAUCGUCUCCAUCGCCGCGAUUCUGCCGGGACUGCUUGUUUUCUUACUCUACCGUGCAUGCAAAGAUUGCUCUGGCAGUCAAUCAAGCUAUGGCAAAAGUGUAAGAACGACGUGGCAUAACCGGUGCCGAAUCGCGGCCAUGGCGUUCUUCUAUACCGCGACACAAAUCGUUUUUCACUUGACGGUGACAUUUGCCGCGCCGGAACAAGCGUUUCUUCCCUUGUAUUUGUUGUGGAUGGCAUUGCUGAUCAGUCUGGUUGUGUUUGAAAUCAAAUGUAUAAUUCAGUCAUCUCGGGAGAGCCCAAGAUUUUCCGCCCACGAAAAUAUUGCACUGACUUAAAGUCGGUGCUUGAUGCAUUCAACGAGGUCAUCGUUUGCCACGCAAUACCAUGAUAUUACCGUGAUUGUAGUCAAGGAAUAUGGUGUUCCCAUUGUUAGCGGUGGAUGUUUCGACUUUACCGGCAAAAGAUGUCGCAGGUCGCUCAGCAAGGAUAAAGUUAAUAAUGCUGUAGACAAUCUGCUAAAAACCUUUUAUUCUAAAACCAAACUAACAGUUUAAAUAUAUUGAUUGCAAAAUACAAGAAUUAAUUAUCGCAAAGUAACCAUGUCGUUGCAUUUGCGAUGGAGUCAGUUGGUUGCUUUUGGGUCGUUUCCUAAAAUCGAGUUCGGAGUUUUAUAUAUACAGCAUCAAUUUCAUUUUGCUUACUACAGAGGAGAGUUUUUGUUGUUUGUGGAUGCCUUCUGCUGUGCGGGGCGUUUUACUAUGGUUGUUAAAGAUGCUUUGUUUGCUUUCUUUGUCAUUUGCCUACGAAAUCAACACAAAGCA